Messenger RNA from Octopus sinensis (East Asian common octopus), 537 nucleotides. RefSeq lists its product as uncharacterized. The record is from RefSeq and is a predicted model, not a curated record. NCBI's taxonomy places the organism in Eukaryota, Metazoa, Mollusca, Cephalopoda, Octopoda, Octopodidae. The coding region runs from base 1 to 537 and encodes 178 amino acids. The transcript is spliced from 8 exons.
AUGUCUGAAGUGCGGAAACCUGUAACGAGCAGAACUGGAGUGGCUCCAAAGUUUGAAGACAGGUGUGUACAAACAGAGGCUACAUGUCAGGAAUUAGGGGCUGCAUCUCAGGCAAUAGGGGCUCCAAAAUGUGAGGACAGGUGUGUACAAACAGAGGCUACAUGUCAGGAAUUAGGGGCUACAUCUCAGGCAAUUGGGGCUCCAAAUUGUGAGGACAGGUGUGUACAAACAGAGGCUACAUGUCAGGAAUUAGGGGCUACAUCUCAGGCAAUAGGGGCUCCAAAUUGUGAGGACAGGUGUGUACAAACAGAGGCUACAUGUCAGGAAUUAGGGGCUACAUCUCAGGCAAUAGCAAGGCCAAUAUUUGAAGACAAAGAGGUCCAGACAGUAGAAGAGCCACGUGAGAGUCCAGUUCUGAAGGAGAGGGAUCUUCUGAGAGUGGCUAAGAGGUUAGGACGUGAUUGGUGGCAAAUAGUUAUUGUUUUAGAAGUUGAUACAACUAAACUGAAAUUGAUGAUGAGUCUAAUGUCACUGUAA